Molecule: messenger RNA, 1929 nt
Organism: Trichomonas vaginalis G3
Lineage: Eukaryota; Parabasalia; Trichomonadida; Trichomonadidae
Exons: 1
Source: RefSeq, a predicted model, not a curated record
UUGUUCAAUUAUCAGUACAAAGAAGAAUACAAAGACAUAUUUAGAUUGGCUUCAAUUUUGGAAUUUGUCAAAACCGAAAAGUUCACUUCACAAAUUUCACAACAUGUCAAUUUAGAUUUCCUUAAGAAUUGUUUCUCAGAAGGUUUCAUUCAUUCACAGUCCUUCCAGAACUUCUUUUCCUCAUUUUCUCUUGCAACAACGUGCAAGAAUGAUUUCGGAUUUUCUUCAACAUCCAAAUUGACAGAAUAUCCUUCAAACAAAGGAAUUUUCAUUGUCAAUAAUGGAAGCGCCGUCUUCACUUCAUCGGCCAUUUAUCCGCGUGCCAAGUUUGAAAUGAUUUUGGAGACACCGAAAUCCUCGAAAUCGAAAUCACAAGUUUCGAUAAAUAUUUACGCUGAAAGUGAUGUUCCAAAAGCACUUUUAACAUGGAGUAAAUCAAUCAAACUUGGGCCAGAAGAAAAGUUUACUAUUAAGACUGUUCCAGAACAGCUUCUUUUGGAUGUAAAUUCCACAAUGAUUUCGAUUUCUCCUUCAGUUUCAAAGAUUUUUAUCGUUUUUACUUUGUCAGAAGGAGCAACUUUGAAAUACGACGUAAAUGUCGAUUCAAAGAUCUUCAAGGUUUCACAGAAAAUGUCAGGAAAUAUCUUGAGAUUUUCACCGAACCAUCCAGGUGUUAUACCACCACUUCAAAAGAUGUUCUUGCUGGCAAAAUCUUGCGAAACAAGUUCCCAAAUUUCUUUCAGAAUCAAACAAAAGAUUUUGUCACUUUUAUAUUUGUCCGGACUCCAUCCUUUGAGUACAGAAGAGAUUAUAUCUAUUAUUCCUAUUGCAAAUCCAUAUCCUCUUGAAUCAUCCAUUAUUGAUUUCGGUCUCCAGAGUGGUUUCGAAUCUCUUCCGAAAGAAUUUUUCAAGAAAAUUUUGAAUGAUUUAGAUUUCGAUGAUUUCUUCGAAAAAUUCAAACAUUUCGGCUUCAAACCAUCAUCAAUCAAGCCAACAAACUCUGCUGUUAUGUUCCUAAACGAAACAGAUAAUUACCAAUGUCCAAAUUCUUUCAUUUUGACUUCUGACACUUUGAAAUUUACAAAACUGAAAAGUGACAAUCUCAAAUUUGAGAAAGAAUCGAUUAUUAUUCCAAGAAAUGCCUUCCAUGGCACAUUCCUUGAUAUUUUGAUCAUUACUAAGCAUCUUUUGAUCAAAUCAUUUGUAGCGAGAAAACUUCCAGAAGUUCUAAAAUUCAUAAAAAAGAACAUGGAAAUUAAACCUCCUAUUUACAAGAAAUUGAAAUCGAAAGGAAGGAUAUUCUUACCGUGGUAUCCAAUACAAGAAUACGACAUUCAAGAUUGCUUCGAGAAAAGCAACAACAAGAGUGAAUUGUUGAAACAAGUAACUACAUGGAAAACAUUCCAUAAUUAUGAAUUGUUUUAUGCUCCAAAUUUACUUUUGUCAUCUUUCUCGAAAGAAAUUGUUGAUUUGGCUAAGAAGAACAUAACGAAGAAACCAGUUUUCUAUACAUCAAAUGGAAACAGCAAUUUGUACAAUGAAGAUAUUAGUUAUCCUUCUUUGGAAAGAAUCAACUUUUUGAUUGAAAACAAACUUGAUUAUUUCACUGUCAUUGACAAAAUGUCUUGCGAAUUGAAGGAAGAUUUUGGAGUUGUAAUUGACAAUUUCCAGUUCACGAGUAAUGUGACAAUGAAUUUGUUCCAAGAAUUCAUAAAGAAUGAGACAAAAUUCACUGUUUCAUUGCUGUUUUAUGUAUCUAAAUCUGAAUUAGAUGAUGUUGUAUACGUUUAUGAUUCAGAAGAACGUGAAUUAAUUCAAAAUAACAGAGAUGAGUCUUAUCUCAUUGUUGGAAAGUUUGAGAAUUAUGAUUUAUUCAACUCAUCACUCUAUAGGUUUAUCCAAAAGAAACUUGAGUUAUUGUUUGUUUAA